AUGAACACCCGUAACACGCGCGCUCGCGUGAAAUCCUUCAUUAGCCACGACUCGUGCUUCUGCUCGCGGGCUGCUGAGCCACCAGGUGGCAGUAUAGGCUGGCCUCUGUCUGCAAUCAUAGGUUCGUAUGGAGAGGAGCUGAGCGGCGCAGCUGUUGCUAUGUGUGAGGGAAACUCAGACGUCGACUUAACCAGAGCCAAACAGAAUACUGGAGUCUGGCUGGUGAAGGUUCCCAAGUAUCUUUCACAGCAAUGGGGGAAAGCAUCUGGACGAGAAGUUGGCAAGCUUAAAAUAACUAAAAAUCAAGGAAAAACAAUGGUGUCAUUCAGUCUGAGUGAGGAGCUGACCAUGGUUGAAAGCAAAGGGGAGAAGGCAUCAUCCGUGCAAGUGCCUCGAGAGCACCCCUUCACCAUGCAGAGUGUGGGAGGCCAGACCGUGGCUGUCUUCUCUGAGGGCUCCUCAGACCAGAUCACACUUGAAGGCCUAGUGGUCCAGCGUGCCGAGUGCAAACCUGCAGUGCAGGAGAGCUACAUGAAGUUAAAGAGACUGCAGAUUGAGGAAUCUACCAAGCCCCUCCGACUGUCUCAGCAGCUAGAGAAAGCAGUGACUACCAAUUAUAAACCUGUGUCCAACCACAACUAUAAUGUGGAAUAUGAAAAGAAGAAGAAAGAGGAAGGUAAAAGAGCCAGGGCUGACAAGCAGAAGGUUCUGGAAAUGCUCUUCUCUGCUUUUGAGAAGCACCAGUACUACAACAUUAAGGACCUGGUGGAGAUCACUAAGCAGCCAGUGAUAUACCUGAAAGAAAUUCUACGUGAAAUCGGAGUUUAUAAUUCAAGAGGGCCCCACAAAAGCACCUGGGAGUUAAAACCAGAAUACAGCCAUUAUCAGGAAGGUGAGGAAGAGCGAGGGGGCACAGAAUAACCUGACAUGGCUUCUGUUUCACAAAUUUUGCACUAAUUUCUUGCACUUUUUUUUUGUAAAAUAGUUAAUUUGUCACUCAGGAUAAAACUUGUUUUCAGGCAACAGAUGUCAUUUGG
Messenger RNA from Electrophorus electricus (electric eel), 1037 nucleotides. NCBI's taxonomy places the organism in Eukaryota, Metazoa, Chordata, Actinopteri, Gymnotiformes, Gymnotidae. The record is from RefSeq and is a predicted model, not a curated record.